AUGGCAUCUGAUGAAGAUACAGCAAGUGAAAAGCCUCACGCUGUGUGUAUCCCAUUCCCAGCACAGGGCCAUAUAAACCCUAUGAUAAAACUGGCCAUUCUCCUGCACCACAAAGGCUUUAAGAUUACUUUUGUUAACACAGAACACAGCCACAAACGCUUAAUCAAAUCCAAAAGCCUCCAGUUUCUCAAUAGUCCACUUCCAGAUUUCGAUUUUAAGACAAUCCCAGAUGGCCUUCCUCCUAUUGAUGAUGACGAAAUGCAUCAAAUUCCGUCUCUCUGCGAUUCUACUCAGAAAAAUUGCUUAGCCCCUUUUCGCCGCCUUCUUGCACAACUCAACGUUACUGCUUCACCAAAUUCAAAGGUAACUUGCAUUGUUUCUGAUGCUAUCAUGACGUUUACACUUGAAGCUGCCCAAGAAAUUGGUGUGCCUUGCGCGCUACUAAGGACUACCAGUGCAGCCAACCUCAUGUGUUAUCUACAAUUACCUCGGCUUAUUGAAACGGGAAUAUGCCCUCUCAAAGAUGAAAAGGAUUUGACGAAUGGCUAUCUAAACAGUACUGUUAUAGACUGGGUUCCUGGCUUAAUACACCUUCCUCUUGGAGAUUUUCCUACCUUCGUUCGUACAACAGAUGCCAAUGAUCUGAUGUUAAACUUCAUUAUCAACGAAUCAAAACGAGCUCUAACAGCACCAGCCAUUAUUAUCAACACAUAUGAUGCACUUGAAAACCAUGUUCUGAAGGCACUGUCCUCUCUUUGCCCCCCACUCUACCCCGUAGGCCCUCUUCAGCUUCUCACUAAUGGCAGAAAAGUUGAACCCCUUGGAUCCAGCUUGUGGAAAGAAGAACCCGAGUGUCUCGACUGGUUGAGCACCAAGGAUUCAGAAUCAGUACUUUACGUGAACUUUGGCAGCAUUGCAUCCAUAUCCAGCCACCAACUGAUUGAACUUGCAUGGGGACUUUGUAAUAGUGGAAUGAAUUUUCUAUGGAUAGUGAGAGAAGACCUAGUAAUGGGGGAGUCCGCAGCGUUGCCACUGCAGUUCAAGGAGGAGACGAAAGGAAGAAGUUUCAUUGCAAGAUGGUGCGAUCAGGAGCAAGUACUGAAACAUCCUUCAGUGGGUGGAUUUUUGAGUCACUGUGGAUGGAACUCGAUUGGAGAUAGCCUGUCGAGUGGGGUGCCUAUAAUUUGUUGGCCGUUCUUUGGAGAUCAGUUUCUUAAUAGUAGAUAUGCAUGCAGUGUAUGGGGUACUGGAAUGGAGAUUGGUAAUGAUGUGAAUAGAGAUGAAGUGGAGAGUAUUGUGAGAGAAUUAAUGGAGGGAGAUAAGGGUAAAGAGAUGAAGAAAAGAGCUAAAGAGUGGAAGGAGAAAUCAGAGGAAGCCUGUGUUUCAGCUUGGAUGAAUUUGGACAAAGUGGUCAAAGAGGUUUUACUAUUCAAAUUUUCGACUUUAUCAAGAUUCUCUUUCUCCUCAAUUCAACAAUUCUUCAACUCUUUCUUUUCCAAGAAAGCAAUGUCUUUUAUUGGGACACAACAGAAAUGCAAGGCCUGUGAGAAGACAGUUUAUCCGGUUGAGCUUUUGUCUGCCGAUGGAGUUAGUUAUCACAAGUCUUGCUUUAAAUGCUCUCACUGCAAAGGAACCCUCAAGCUUGGUAAUUACUCAUCCAUGGAAGGUGUAUUGUACUGCAAGCCUCACUUUGAGCAGCUCUUCAAGGAGACAGGCAAUUUCAGCAAGAACUUUCAGUCACCUGCAAAGUCAGCUGAGAAGUUGACCCCAGAACUGACAAGAUCACCAAGCAAAGCCGCUGGUAUGUUUUCUGGGACACAAGAUAAAUGUGCUACUUGUGGGAAAACAGCAUAUCCUUUAGAAAAGGUGACAGUGGAAAACCAAAGCUAUCACAAGUCUUGUUUCAGGUGUUCUCAUGGUGGAUGUUCUCUAACUCCGUCAAAUUAUGCAGCCCUGGACGGCAUUUUAUACUGUAAACCUCAUUUUUCCCAGCUCUUCAAAGAAAAAGGCAGCUAUAACCAUUUAGUCAAGUCUGCAUCAAUGAAACAUCCAACAGCCGCUGUUCCAGAUUCUUGA
This is a messenger RNA of Fraxinus pennsylvanica, 2076 nucleotides long. The record is from the annotation of a GenBank genome assembly. NCBI's taxonomy places the organism in Eukaryota, Viridiplantae, Streptophyta, Magnoliopsida, Lamiales, Oleaceae.